GACCAACCUUGUUUGCAGUCACUAUUAUGGGAUGGGUAUACCUAAAGCCUGAUCAAGUGGUUAUACUGGCAAAGGAGUUAUAUUUGGAAUAACUGAUGUCGGCAUCAACACGGAUCUGUUAGACUUGAAACAAAACACAAACGAAGAAUUAUGCUACAAUUUUGUAGAUAAUUCUAAAGACGUAGCUCCGGACGUUUUUCAUAACAUGUGGCCUGAAUCAGACAGUGUUGCAGAUCAUGGCAACAAAGUUGCAAGCAUUGUAGCAGCUACAAAGGGAAAUAAUCUGUGCAGUGCUGGGAUAGCUCACGACACAACGUUUGCAGCAUUAAAAAUAUUUGGAGUGAAAUCAUUUAAAGGUAUUGUAGAACUUCAUCCAAAGCAUUCGUCUCAAUCUGACAUCACAUCGAAAGCUUUGACUCACAGACUAGAUAAAAUUGAUAUAUUUGUGAAUGCUUGGAGAGCAACAAACACUUUCGACCACCUUGAUCUAGCUACAAGAGAAGCAUUAGCUUACGGAGUUGGAUCGGGCCGUAAUGGGCUAGGCGCCAUAUAUACGUUUCCAGCAGGACCUGUUGGUAACGGGUUAUCUAAUACAAACAACACAAUUACUGUGAAUGGUAUCGGUAUAAAUGGUACCAUACCAGAUGGCGCGCUAACUGACGCAAGCGUUCUUACCUCCGGCCUUUGGCAGGGAAACAAUUUGACAGCAUCUGAUAUGGUCACAACAACUCGCAACAACAGAUGUAUCACCAGUUUUAAAGGGGUUUCAGCAGCAGUAGCACAGGUUUCAGCAAUGAUUGGUUUAGGUCUCGAGGCAAAUCCUAAUCUAACAGUGAGGGAUGUAAAGCACCUGUUAGUGCGAUCCUCUGAACAUCGACGACUAAAAGAAACCAUAUCAUUUAGCAGAAACGAUGCUGGGCACCAUUUUCAUGGUAUAUUUGGAUUCGGUCUUUUGAACGCAAGCAAAUUUGUGUCACAAGCAAAAAGAUAUAUGGGUACUCCAAAGCUGGAAAUCCAACUUCUGGAACUGUCAAAAAAGAGGACUCGUGGACGUCACACUCAUGAGUUCAAGUUUUGCCACAGUUGUGACUUUAGUGAUGUUAAAGGAUGUUUGACUACAAUUGAGUACGUUAGUGUUAAACUGCAUUUUCAAACGUCAACUAAACUUUUGAAAGCAGAGAUUGUUUCGCCUCGCAAUACACAUUCGGUGUUAAUGGAUGUAUCCAUAGACAAGCAAAACCCACCAGUUUCUGUAGAGACGACGUUAUUUUCUGCCCAUUUCUGGGACGAGUUUGCAUUUGGGAACUGGAUAUUAAAGAUACACAGCCAUCUUGAUACAAGUGAAACAACGAUAAGGCAUGUUUCCUUAAUGUUAUAUGGUACUACAAAAAGUAAUGUCGCAUCCGAAAUCGAAUUAACUUUCUGCGACAAAUAUUUCUCUAAUACUUCAAAGUCUCCGCAACCAACAACUGCUCAGCCUCAGCCAGAAAGCGCACACAAGGAAGCCCAGGGAUUAUCUGGUGGAGUAAUCGCUCUGAUAAUUUGUGCAUCAGUAGUAGUAGUAGUAGUUUUCCUAAUCUCUAUAAUCUGUUACAAUCGGAGAAGAAUUAAUACUUCAGAUACGUUACCGAGUGAUCAAUCUGUACCUAGAUUGUCGCAACAAUUGGAUGAAAUAGAUAUAAAUGAAAAUAAUCAUGCACAAGAAGAAAAUUCACUUCUAGAUGGUGCCGAAAGAGACGACGAUGAAAUGAUGGAAGAAGAAAACAACAAAACAUAAUCAUUUAGAUGUGACUUUGUAGAUAAUCAACAUACUCGUUCCAAUAAUUAGUAAGCAAAUUUGAUAUAUCUUUACGAAUGCGCUGCUUAAAAAAUUAUUAAGUACUAUCUAACUUAGAGAAGAAAUACCACGCUGAACAUAAGUGAAAAGAGCUUAAAACACAUGUACGUACUUAUCCUGGCGUUAUCAAUAACGUUAUUUUACAUAACAUAUCUGCAAAACAAAACAAUCUUUGUAGGGUAGAGGACCACUAGAUGAUGCUACAUACCAAAUAUCAAAGCCCUAGGUCCUGUGGUUUUGGACAUGAAGAUUUUUAAAGUUUUUUCAUAUAAAAGUCUAUAUAAACCAUGAAACUACCAGGGCGAGGUCAUAUUUGAUCCUAGGGGAAUAAUUUGAAUGAUCUUAGUAGAGGACCUCUAGAUAAUGCUACAUACCAAAUAUAAAAGCCCUAGGCCCUGUGGUUUUGGACAAGAAGAUUUUCAAAGUUUUCCCUUUCGGUUUCCAUGGCAACAGAGUUCCGCAUGGAUUUCAAUUCUUUUGGGCAAUUUUGAAAGAGAGUAACCCAAGAAUCAUUCCUGUGAAGUUUGGUGUAAAUCUGCCAAGUGGUAUUGAAAAAGACUUUUUUUUAGAAAUUGUUGACACAUGACGGACGAAGGACGGCGCACGACGCACGACAGACAUUGAGCGGUCACGAAAGCUUACCUUGAGCCUUUGGCUCAGGUGAGUUAAAAAAAAAUAUAUAUAACGUUUUCUCGACGGUUUCAUUCAACAAACUUCCAUUCAAGAUGCGCUAUUCCUUGAUUUUAGUACAGAAAGCUAAAAUCCUAGACAAACGCUAUGAAUGAGUUAUCUUCCGUUUCUUCAAGAGUUUCCGUUAUAAAAGAUUAAAGGUAAGAGUAAAAUCAUCGAGCACCCGGACAGAGCCAUAGAGCCACGCUUUGCAAAUUAGGCCCAAAACAAAAAAGAAGCUGUAACGGAAAAAUAUUAUAGAUAUUAGGACCGCUGCAAAAUGUAACCGCUGUUCAUUUAAUUUUUAUGCAAAAUACAGAAAAAAGGGAGAGGAAGAGGUAGAAAAAGUGGGACGGGAGUGAGAGGGAAAAUAGAACAAGAAUGUUAAAAGGGAAUUCUACCUUCCUUAAACAUAGUUACCCAAUACCUUUUACCACAGCAGCGCAGACACAUACGUACAAAAGACAAACACACACACACACACGCACACACACAUAACUAACAUACGUAGAUAAACAAACAGACAAGUAAGAUAUAACAAUACUGUGGGUCACCGGCCAAGACACACAGACACACACGCACACACACACAGGUAAAAACAACAGUCGGGCACCGCCUAAAGACGACCGGCAGACAAAAUGUAGGUGCAAUUAUUGCAAAAACGGCAGGCAUACGCGAUACAUUAGAGACACUGACGACAAUUAAAUCCUUUGUGAUAAGUUAAGGGUAAUAAGAGUAAUGGGAGUUGUCUUAGUAGAUUUCCUAUGACAAGUUCCCAAGGUACCUACUGGACAACUUUCAAAAAGCAUGUACAUUCAUAAUUAUGGAACUAGAAGUAGCAGUGAAAAAAAUUCUUUGUACAAAUAGUUUUCAGUAACAUUGAUGUUAACACUUCUUAUCAUAAUUGUAUUCUGACCUGGAAUUUUCUUACUAGGCAUAAAAAAGAUGUCUUUAAAAAGAACGAAGUAAUGAGAAUACUAUAUGUAUAGUUGAAAUUUUUUUUGUGUUUUAUAGCUAGGCCAUCUUAAAUUUAUAACAUUUACGAUACAAAUAUAUUGUAUGAUAAGCUUUAGUAUUCUACUGUGGGGUAAAUUGUUAUGACCUUUAUUGAUGUUAAACAGCGUUUCCCUACUUUUGAGAUUUUCUAGAUCAUUCUAAUUACAAAUUUAAAAGGGCCCAUUGGAAAUAAGUCUUAGACUUUUAUGAGCUAUCCUGUAUAUAUACAUCUUCCUUAUCACUACUGGAUGCACAUGCCAUUAAAAGGGUCAUGAAAUUGGCCUUAAUUUUUUCAAACGUUUUUAACAGAGUUUUAACAGGUCACCAUUAAAAUUCACCCACUACUUCUUACUAUUUAAUGGGAUUUUCAUGACCAUAGUUUUAAUGCCAUACAUUAAAAAUGACUUUGAUGGCCAUGAAAAGCUGGCUGCUUAAAAUAAACCAUUAAAAUAAGUUAACAGGCUCCUUAAAACUCCAUGAAAAUGUUUAAUUGGCAUGAAAUUAAUGGCCAUUAAAAAGUACCCAUUAAUUCAACAUUAAUUAGUAAGAACUAAUGGGGCCAUUAAUUUUUUAAUACUCUGUUAAUGGCCGUUAGUUAUUAAAAAUUGAUUAAUGGUCUCAUUAAAUAUGUCAGAUACAAUUUUAAUUGGUUCAUAAUAUUUAUUUGUAUAUCAAAUUAAGGGCCAAGAAAAUUUGCCAUCAGAAUUAGACAUCUAAAGAAAAUCAGCUUCAUAUUUUGUGACUAUGUAUGUCAUCAUGGGCGUUUUAGUCUAUUUGAUUUGAAAUAAAAUGUCUGUCUGUAUGUCUGUCAUAUCAAUAUUUGCCGUAUUGAUUUAAACUACGUAUUACUACACAUGUAAUAGUAUCUAUACAUAUGUACUGUUUUGUAAAAUACUAGAAGAAUAGUUGUUUCUUCUUUUUUCUCUUAUCAUUUUGAAAUGUAAACACAUGUAACAGCCUCGUACAAACAUUUGUAAUAUUGUAUCCUUAUUCUGUCAAAUGUUCAUAUGAAAUGAGAAAAUAAAUGGAUAUUGUAUUGUAUUGAGUUGUACUGAGAAGGGUUUACAGGUACAGGUUUAAUAGAUCAAGUGACCAUGUGGGUAGUUUUAACUAUUCAACAUCAUAAUAUUGACAAACAUUCUGACCAAGUUUAUUGGUACAGACAUUAGGCAUCAGGUGUAUUCAAAAAUCAACUGUUGAUGACAAUGUCAGCGCACAAUGGGCAAUCACAAUUUAGCUCUACUUCAGUACUAUGUGCUCACGUGCAUGCACUGAACCAAGUAAGAGCAAAUGUUUGAGGGAUUGCAUCACAAGUAGCUUCACCCAUCUCCAAUCAAGCGUACCACACUCUUUGAUUCAUUGAAACGAAGAAGUGAUUGAUCUGCCCAUGCCACAUAUGAAUUUAAACCAGACUGUAAAUCUUCACAAUUAUGUGUACUGUACACUUCUCUAUAAACUUUAGUUUCUACUCAAGGAUUGGAAAAUUUGAAAAUCUAAACUAGUCUGAACACAUUUUAUAAUGUAAAUUCCUUACCCCACCCAUUUUCUUAUACAAAUGCUGAUUAUUUGGACAAGAAAAACAAAGAACAGAAAAAGUGACAUGCAUCAAUACGUAUUUAGCCUUACCAAAAUAUUGUAGAUUGAUGUUAUCAAAUAAAUUAAUACGUUUUCAUCCGACUUUCAUUGAAAUAAAUCCGAUUUUUUGUAGGAACACAAUCUGGCAAACAUUUGAAAAAAUGGCGUAACUGCAUCAAGGGGAAAUAACUUUAAUGCAACUAAAUGUAACAUCAUGAUAUAUUAUAGGCGAUGUGUGCGUAGUAUGUAUUUAUUGUGAUUAAAGUCCAUUUUAGAACAAUAUGAGACUGGAAUUAUAAGCAUUCAAUAGGAGAGCAAGCCAAAACCCAAAAAGAGAAUAUAUACGAAUCACAUUUUACAGAAUGUAGGAUUUAAUGGGCAUUACAUUGCUGUUAAGGGCCACUAAGUUUACUCUUAAAUAAACUCGUACUCAACCUGAACAUUUAAUGAGCAUUAAAUCAAAUAUAAGGGCCAUGAAUAAUCCUGUUAAAUUCAAUAUAUAAAGAAUUUCACUAUUUUUUCAAAGCCAUUAACUAUUUUAGCUACAAAACUAAAUUUUUAAUGGCAUGAUUCAAGGUCAAAAAUGGGUGUUUUAAUGGUAUUUUAACAUGUAUCCCAUUAUUAUUGUGAAGCCUGUUAAAUAAAGUGAUGCAAGAAUUAAUGGGGUUAAUUAACGGUUUUUCCUAUUUUAAUGGAUAUUUUACAGGGUUUUAAACCAUGUUUAAUGGUAUGUGCAUCCAGUAGUGUAUUACACUUCUUAUUUUCUUUCCAUGUCUGACUAAAAUCGGCUAAGAUUUUUGUAGGCAUAUGUAUAUGAAAGCUAACUAUGAUUCAUAAAAUGGUUACUACAAACAGUAAUAAGUUAUAUGUUAGUUAAUGUGCUCAAGUGAUUCUGUCAUAUAUUUUAAUUGCGAUAUUUUAUGUGAUGUGUUUGAAAUAUUAUGAGGAAGUAUUAUGUAUAUAUGCAAAUAAAUCUACCUAUCUA
Messenger RNA from Mercenaria mercenaria, 6062 nucleotides. RefSeq names its product proprotein convertase subtilisin/kexin type 6-like. The transcript is spliced from 11 exons. Gene Ontology annotation, biological process: protein processing. The record is from RefSeq and is a predicted model, not a curated record. NCBI's taxonomy places the organism in Eukaryota, Metazoa, Mollusca, Bivalvia, Venerida, Veneridae. Gene Ontology annotation, cellular component: membrane. The coding region runs from base 206 to 1777 and encodes 523 amino acids. Gene Ontology annotation, molecular function: serine-type endopeptidase activity.